GACCAAAUAUGUAAUUUUCAUUAUUAGUAGAUCCACAAUAAUAGUUUUAUACUAUGAGCAUAUAAAAAUAGUAAAUCUUUAGCUCUUCUUCUUUCUCUCUCUAUUAUUACAUACACAUAUACACUCAUAAUUUCCCUAUAUAUACAUUUGGUCCCCCUUCACUUCCCAUAAACCUAAUUUCAACUCACCAAUUUCACUAAGCAAAUAAUACUCACAACAAAAAAACCCUAUCAACUUCUUCUUCUUCUUCUUGUUCUUGAAAUUGUUAGCCAUGAGUUAUGAACCAAACACAACCUUAAACCUAAGCCUAUCAAGAAAUGAGAUUUUACUUGAUCAAUCUUCGUCAUCGUCGUCGUCGUCCCCCUUAAGUCCAAAUGAGCCACGUAUUUUCUCAUGCAACUAUUGUAGAAGAAAGUUUUAUAGUUCACAAGCUCUAGGAGGGCAUCAAAAUGCACAUAAACUUGAAAGAACCCUAGCCAAGAAGAGUAGGGAGAUGACUACAUCGUCCCUUCUGCCUCAUUCUGGUUGGUCCAAUAAUAAUAACAAUAACAACAAUAAUAAUAAUAAUCAGACCAGUGGCUCGUUGAGCCCUAGUGGUCCGAGCCAUGGCGGUCGUGGUUAUGGUUAUGGUCAUGGUGCUAGGUUUGUUACUAAUAAUGAUAUAAUGAGGUAUGGAAGAAGAGAAAUGGUGAUAAAUUAUGGCUCUAUGAAAAAUGGGGAAUGGAGAGAUUGACGAUGAUGUCACUCAUCGAAGUACUGGGCUAGGGUGGAUGAAAUGGAGGCUUCUCGCUUUUGGUAUCUAGUGCGACAAAGAGGUAUCUCCUAAACUCAAAGACAAGUUCUACAGAAUGGUGGUUAGACCAGCUUUGUUGUAUGGAGCAGAGUGUUGAACUGUCAAGAAGUCUCACGUCCAAAUGAUGAAGGUGACGGAGAUGAGAAUGUUACGGUGGAUGUGUAAGUGUACUAGGAAAGAUAGGAUUAGAAAUGAGGUUAUCCGAGAUAAGGUGGGAGUGGCUUCCGUGGAAGCCAAAAUGAGGGAAGUGAAUUUGAGAUGGUUCGGCAUGUGAUGAGGAGGGGCAUUGAUGCCCAUGUAUGGAAAUGUAAGAGGUUGACUAGGGGUGAAUUCAGGCGAGGUAGAGGUAGACCGAAGAAAAUAUUGGAGGGAGGUGAUUAGACAUGACAUGGAGUAGCUUCAGCUUACCGAGGACAUGACCCUAGAUAGGAAGGUGUGGAAGAGGCAGAUUAGGGUAGAUGGAUAGUAGGAAUGAGUGCGUCAAUGCUAGUAGGUACGAGGAUUUUGUUAUUCGUGUUAAUAACUAUAGUACUAAUAUUAUUUCAAAAUAUUGUAUUGUUUAUUGUAUUACUUAGUGAGUCCUGUUUAUGAUUAUUGGGUGCGGUAAUUUCUAA
Molecule: messenger RNA, 1407 nt
Organism: Capsicum annuum
Lineage: Eukaryota; Viridiplantae; Streptophyta; Magnoliopsida; Solanales; Solanaceae
Product: zinc finger protein 2
Exons: 2
Coding region: 272-733 (153 amino acids)
Biological process (GO): negative regulation of abscisic acid-activated signaling pathway
Source: RefSeq, a predicted model, not a curated record